GGGCGGACAUCGCGAGGUGGCGCGUCUGAGGCUGCGCGUCGCGAGGAGUUCCCACGGUCCUGCCGCCCCGCGCCCCCACCGCGGUCUUCUGCCGCAGAUUUCUGCCACUGAACUCUGAGGCACAGAAUGAUUUGGGAAGUAGCCAUGUUGCUCAGCGUGGUCCUGGGCAUCGGUGCUGUUCCUGUAGAUGAUCCCGAGGAUGGGGGCAAGCACUGGGUGGUGAUUGUUGCGGGUUCAAACGGCUGGUACAAUUAUAGGCACCAGGCGGAUGCAUGCCACGCCUACCAGAUUGUUCACCGAAACGGGAUUCCUGAUGAACAGAUCAUUGUGAUGAUGUAUGAUGACAUAGCCAACUCUGAAGACAACCCCACACCAGGAAUUGUGAUCAACAGACCCAAUGGCUCGGACGUGUACGCGGGGGUCCCGAAGGACUACACGGGCGAGGAUGUCACCCCACAAAAUUUCCUCGCCGUGUUGAGAGGCGAUGAGGAAGCGGUGAAGGGCAAAGGAUCUGGAAAGGUCUUGAAGAGCGGCCCCCGGGACCACGUGUUCGUUUACUUCACCGAUCACGGAGCCACCGGUAUACUGGUGUUUCCGAAUGACGAUCUUCAUGUGAAGGACCUGAAUGAGACCAUCCGUUACAUGUAUGAACACAAGAUGUACCAAAAGAUGGUCUUCUACAUUGAAGCCUGUGAGUCUGGGUCCAUGAUGAGGCACCUGCCCGCCGACAUCAACGUUUAUGCGACCACCGCUGCCAACCCAACGGAGUCAUCCUACGCCUGUUACUAUGACGAGAAGAGAUCCACGUACCUGGGGGACUGGUACAGCGUCAACUGGAUGGAGGACUCAGACGUGGAGGAUUUGACCAGAGAGACCCUCCACAGGCAGUACCAGCUGGUGAAGUCUCACACCAACACCAGCCACGUCAUGCAGUACGGGAACAAGUCCAUCUCCACCAUGAAAGUGAUGCAGUUUCAGGGCAUGAAACACAAAGCCAGCUCUCCUAUCUCCCUGCCUCCGGUCAAACACCUUGACCUCACCCCGAGCCCUGAGGUGCCCCUCACCAUCUUGAAAAGGAAGCUGAUGAGCACCAAUGAUCUGCAGGAGUCCAGGAAUCUCGUGGAGCAGAUCCAGAGGCAUCUGGAUGCGAGGCACGUCAUCCAGAAGUCAGUGCGGAAGAUGGUCUCCUUGCUCGCGAGCUCGGAUGCUGAGGCGGAGAGGCUACUGUCCAGGGGAGCCGAGCUCCGGGCGCACGCCUGCUACCAGGCAGCCGUGUCGCACUUCCGCACACACUGCUUCAACUGGCACUCCUCCACGUACGAGCAUGCUCUGAGACACUUGUACGUGCUGGUCAACCUUUGUGAGCGGCCUUAUCCGAUUGACAGAAUACAGUUGGCCAUGGACAAGGUUUGCCUUCAUUACUACUGAAACACCGCCUUCCUGAUGCUUUGCCCCGUGUGAACACUGCCCCUCACAAUGUGUGCUCAUCCCAGUUGCAAGAUGGGGAGCCGGCAGGAGGCCGCCCCCAGGGGCUCCGGGCGCUGCCGGGGGAUGCGGUCGGGCCACCCCCGGGCCACCCACCCUCCAGGGCCCUUCCCUCCUCCCCCAGCCUCCUCCAGGUCCUGUGUGCCGCUCCAAUAAAACUACACAUUGGCCUG
Messenger RNA from Odobenus rosmarus divergens (Pacific walrus), 1658 nucleotides. It is a transcript of the gene LGMN, whose product is annotated as legumain. Gene Ontology annotation, biological process: vacuolar protein processing. Gene Ontology annotation, molecular function: cysteine-type endopeptidase activity. NCBI's taxonomy places the organism in Eukaryota, Metazoa, Chordata, Mammalia, Carnivora, Odobenidae. Bases 127 to 1428 code for a protein of 433 amino acids. The record is from RefSeq and is a predicted model, not a curated record. The transcript has 14 exons.